UAUAAAGGUCAGUAUUCAUAAAGCGUCCUGUGUGGAAGAUGGCUUCAUCAACCAACGCCUCUGUAAAACCUGGUAGCUUUGUAUUGAUGGUUGUGAUACUGACGAACGCGAGGCACACACACUGUACUACCAGCAAUACUCCUACAGACAACUUAACGUUUGAAUCUUCCUGUGCUGCUCGCAGUUGGUCGGCAGCAGUGACAGACUGCAUCAACAAGGGCGCCGCAAUAUUCACCAUUGAAGAUUUACGUACAGCCAUCGGGGGCCCAGUGUUAAAGAAGGCUGAGAAUGAACAUACCAAGAUAUGGAUACACAAUAAUGGUACAUGCUGGGCAGCGUUCAAUGAUACGUUCCAAGCGGCUGUCUGUAGUGACACCAACUAUUAUGUCUGCACAUCAAGGACAAGUACCAGUUCUAAUUGGUAUGUGCAUUGUCCAAACAGAUAUACGGACACGCCCACGCAAGGGUCUACGGGAUCUACAGUAUCAUCAGGAUCUGCAGGAUCAACAGUGUCGACAUCACGGAAUCACACCACAAGCCCAGAAGCAUACACAACAGUUACAAUUAUCACCACUGUGACAUGUGUGAUAGUGGCUCUUGUUGCAGUUCUCAUAAUCACAGUCUGCUAUAUCAUCAAUCGCAAAAAGAAACCAAUCAAGUACGCAGUGAGAGCUGAGAGUGCUAUGUAUCACAGACAGCACCCGGAUCCUGGGAAAGUAGAAGAACCGCAACUGGCAGAUGUGCAGUUGAUAUGUCCUACAGAAGCUGACGGUGGAAACAGUGGCAUGAAUGUCUCGUUAUGAACUCUGUGUGAUUUAAGGAAGAUAAUUCAUGGAUGUCAACUUCUUUAUUAUGAGGAACAACGUUUGGGGGUAUAUGCUUACUGCUCCAUAAUAAAGAAAUUGACAUCCACAAAUUCUCGUCCUUAGAAACGAGAAAACUGUCAGUUAUUUUGCUCCUUUCUAUAUACGUCGUAUUCUACGUGUAUACAAAUUUUUAAACCUGAGGAAGCGUGGAGACGAAACGAUUUAAAAGUAUUUACAGUUUCAAUGGCAAUUAGUUUAUGGUAUUAACGCCAUAAGCAACAACAAUUAUAUGGUCUCAUUUUAUCACAAAACAAUCUGCAAUAGAAAAUCAUAGAAGAAAACUCAAACAGGAUUAUUUCUUUAUAAUUUGUCCUUGUCUCUCAGAUAUGAUUUGUACAGUGUCUAAUAAGACCACCAACGUCAAAUACCACUUCUACUAUAAUAUAUGGUGCUAUCUUUUUCCUAUUCAAUAUUUCAGAAUCGUGUUGAUGCCACAGUAUGUUGUCCGGUUCUAGCUGGAAAAACGCGUUAGUUUCCUUUCCUUUCUCAUGUGCACAAUAUCAAUCACAUUCAUAAUGUUUGUGGAUAUUAAAGUCGAGUUUGUCAUUUACACUUUAACAGUCGGUAUAUCAUUUGAACGUUAGUGGUGAAUAUAUACUGAACACCAAAAGAAACGCAAAUCAAGAAGGUAUAGGAAACAUGAUGUAUUUUGUUUCAGCUGGUAUAAACAUAAUAAUGAUGGAUACAACACAAUUCAUUAGCAAUAAGAAAGAGUCAGUUCUCUGGACAUCAGACAUCUUCUGUAUCCAUCAACACAACACCACGUGACCAUGCUGAAGUCAACUGAAGUAUGGGUACAACUCAA
Haliotis rufescens (red abalone) is the source of this 1671-nucleotide messenger RNA. RefSeq lists its product as uncharacterized. Bases 39 to 803 code for a protein of 254 amino acids. Lineage: Eukaryota; Metazoa; Mollusca; Gastropoda; Lepetellida; Haliotidae. The transcript has 7 exons. The record is from RefSeq and is a predicted model, not a curated record.